Lathyrus oleraceus (garden pea) is the source of this 873-nucleotide messenger RNA. RefSeq lists its product as uncharacterized. The record is from RefSeq and is a predicted model, not a curated record. The transcript has 3 exons. The coding region runs from base 170 to 700 and encodes 176 amino acids. NCBI's taxonomy places the organism in Eukaryota, Viridiplantae, Streptophyta, Magnoliopsida, Fabales, Fabaceae.
AGGCACUUUGUUACAUUUCCUACCUAUAUAUAGCCAUAUAGUAUUUGAUACCUUUUCCAUAUAGUUUCUUAACAUCACUUCUAUACACAUUUCUCAUUUUUUUUCUCAUUCAAUUCCAUAACUCCUGAUAAACUAUACAAAGAUCUUUAAAUAGGCAUAAUUUUAAACCAUGUCUAAAUUACCAUUGAUUAUGUUCUUUUCUUCCCUUUUUAUUCAUGCAUCUUUCGCUGAAAUUGUGUGUGAGGAGUUGCAAACGGAUCUAUGUUCUUUCUCAAUAGCUUCUUCGGGGAAACGGUGUUUGUUAGAGACGGAGAAGGCCGCGGAUGGUGGCGUAGAAUAUCAAUGCACGACAUCAGAAGUUGUGGUGGAGAGAAUGGCAGGAUACAUAGAGACGGAUCAAUGUGUGAAAGCUUGUGGAGUUGAAAGAAAUUUUGUUGGAAUUUCUUCAGAUGCAUUGCUUGAGUCACAAUUCACAGCUAAACUUUGUUCACCAUCUUGUUUCCAAAAUUGUCACAACAUUGUUGAUCUUUACUACAAUUUGGCUGCUGGAGAAGGUGUGUUUUUGCCUGACCUAUGUGAGAUGCAAAAGACCAACCCUCGCCGGACUAUGGUCGAGCUUGUGAGCUCUGGAGCUGCGCCGGGACCAGAUUCUUCUGUGUCGGAGGACAUUCAUGUUGCAUUUGCUCCUGCUCCCCUGUAAACAAAAUACCUUAGUCCCAUGAACUAGUUUUUAUAUUAUCUUUCUUUACUUAGAUGUCUGAAACUUAGAAUGUAUUAUGAGUUUAUUAUUAUGUGUUCGGAUUUGAUUAUUAUAAAAGUCUUUGUAGAAGGAACACUCAUUUAUUGGUACUAAAUUUUUUAUUUUGAAAUUUU